AUGGCGGACAAAGUGGCAAGGGCACAAGGCCUUCAGAGAACACUCCAGGAGCCCACCUUCUUGUCCAAUAGGGAACAACUGGAGAAUGAAAAACGACGUAGCAGAGUACAGACCUACGUGGACAACCAAAUCCAUUUCCUGUACCAGGGGAAGUGCGAGUGCCGUUUCCUCAACGGGACGUGGCAGGUGCGAUACCUGCAGCGCUACAUCUACGACCGGCAGGAGUAUCUCCGCUUCGACAGCGACCGCGGGGAGUUCGAGGCCGUCACGGCGUUGGGGAAGGUGACUGCCCAGGCUUGGAACAGGGAUAAGCACAAGCUACAGUACCGGAAGGCCAAAGUGAAUCGCUUCUGCCAAAACAACUACGAGGCUUUCCAGGGCAGCCCCGUGAUUGGCCGGAGAGCUAAGCCCACCAUCUCCAUCUCCUCCACCAAGCUGGAUCCUGCUUCCCCCCACACCAUCCUCCUCUGCACCGCCAGGGGCUUCUACCCCGUGGAGAUCGAGGUCCGGUGGCUGAAGAACGGGCGGCCGGAGGAGGAGGGCGUGGCCUUCGGGGAGGAGCUCCAGAACGGAGACUGGACCUACCAGCUCCAGGUGAUGCUGGAGACCCAGCCCCAGUGGGGGGACGUCUACGCCUGCCAGUUGGAGCAUGCCAGCCUGGAGGCCCCCAUCACCGUCCAAUGGGAGCCCCGAUCCUCCAAUUCUGCCAGGAGCAAACUCUGGACGGGGAUUGUGGCAGCCGUGAUCGGGGUGAUCUUCUUUGCCAUGGGGCUCUCCCUCUACCUGAAGAGCAAGAAAGGUGAG
This is a messenger RNA of Protobothrops mucrosquamatus (brown spotted pit viper), 804 nucleotides long. RefSeq names its product H-2 class II histocompatibility antigen, E-S beta chain-like. Gene Ontology annotation, biological process: peptide antigen assembly with MHC class II protein complex; immune response; antigen processing and presentation of exogenous peptide antigen via MHC class II. Lineage: Eukaryota; Metazoa; Chordata; Lepidosauria; Squamata; Viperidae. Gene Ontology annotation, molecular function: MHC class II protein complex binding. The annotation marks the transcript as partial. The transcript is spliced from 4 exons. The record is from RefSeq and is a predicted model, not a curated record. Gene Ontology annotation, cellular component: membrane; MHC class II protein complex.